Cynoglossus semilaevis (tongue sole) is the source of this 2096-nucleotide messenger RNA. RefSeq names its product tumor necrosis factor receptor superfamily member 19-like. The transcript has 8 exons. Gene Ontology annotation, cellular component: plasma membrane. Gene Ontology annotation, biological process: positive regulation of canonical NF-kappaB signal transduction; positive regulation of JNK cascade. Gene Ontology annotation, molecular function: protein binding; signaling receptor activity. Lineage: Eukaryota; Metazoa; Chordata; Actinopteri; Pleuronectiformes; Cynoglossidae. The record is from RefSeq and is a predicted model, not a curated record. The coding region runs from base 803 to 1855 and encodes 350 amino acids.
GUUCUAACAGACCGCGGAGUUCGUCUGUGUUUGUUCCGACAGAAGAACGGAGCAAAACAAAAAAGGAACAUUUCAACUUUUACACUCGGGGUUUUUGAUGCGCGUCCUGCCAAACAGUUCACGACUCAAACUCAGAGUCUCGUUCACGCGCAUUCACGUCUUAAAAACGGACUAUGUUUGUAAAUGACCACAGCCGUGAGGACAGCGGGACAGACGGGACUUCCGGUCGCAGCCACUGAUGACAUGUUAUUCCAGAAGCAUCACUGGCUGCAGAUCAAACGACCGACAUGACCUCCUGACUUCUGACCCCUGACCUGCCGUGAAUAAAAACAGUCAUAACUGAACUGGAAAGACUUUUCUCUAAGAUGGAAAUAUAUGAACAGCCAAUGAGACGGAGGCAGUUCUACUUCAAAUGUUUCUUCAUUAAAAUCAGGACUUUUUUUUUUUUUUACAGAUUUUUCUCUGGGAAUCGAAUUGAACCAAAUCUCUAAUUCUUUACACUUUAUAUAUUUAUUCAUUUCUAUUCAGUUGUACUUGUUUGGUCUCUGUGUGAUGUCACGGCUUCAUCACCAAGUUAAGGUUUUAACUGGAGUUUGUGUCACAGAGUUUAGAUCAUCAUCACGUUCCUGUUUUACAGUCUCACAUUGUUUUUUUGAAAUGUAAAUAUUUGUAAAAUCACGAGUAUUCUUUCAAAUAUUACUGUACAUAGAUUUAAAUCGUCAAAGGAAUCAAAGUUUUCAGUUUGAUUUUCGUCUUUUUGUGUCGUUGUCUCUGCGGCUGCAGCACCCAGAGGCCCAGCAACAUGUGGCGGACGCUCCAACACACCUUCUGUCUGUUACUGACCGUUCACCUCAUUUACUCAACUCUGAUUCCUGCCGGAGCCGAGGAGGAGAGCAGGGAGUGCAGGGAGCAGGAGUACAAGGAUCGCUUCGGGAUCUGUAAACCCUGCAGGCAGUGUGAUGCAGGACAGGAGCUCUCAAAGGAAUGUGGCUUUGGUUACGGCGACGAUGCCCGGUGUGUGCCCUGCCGGAGCAGCCGCUUCAAAGAGGAGCGGAGUCUGCAGAAGUGCAAGCCCUGCCUGGACUGUGGCCUCCUCAACCGCCUCCAGAAGGGCAACUGCUCCACCACCAGCAACGCCGUGUGCGGAGACUGUCUGCUGGGAUAUUACAGGAAGACCAAACUCAGUGGCUUCCAGGACAUGGAGUGUGUCCCCUGCGGGGACCCCCCCCCUCCGUAUGAGCCUCACUGCGGUGGGCGGGUCAACCUGGUUCCUCUGCCCGCGGUGGUGACCAGCCCGCGGGACAUGGCCCUGGCCGCCGUCAUCUGCAGCGCUCUGGCCACGGUGCUGCUGGCUCUGCUGGUCCUGUGUGUCAUCUACUGCAAGAGACAGCUGCUGGAGAAGAAGCCUAGUGCUGUGUCUCUGAGGUCCCAGGACUGUCCCUACAGCGGAGCAGGUCUGUCCUGUCUGGACCACCGCUGGAUCCAGGACUUCCCCCAGAGAUCGUGCUGCCAGUGUCACCUGGGUCCUGAGCAGAGUGGUCCAGUCCUGGUCCCAUCGCUCUGCUGUGAUGAGAGGUGCAGUCUGGGCCGUAGCCGUGACGACAGUCCGUUCCAGUCUGAAAUGAGUCUCAGUGACGGAAACCUGGCUGAGGAGGAGUCUGAGCUGCAGGAGGAGGAAGGACCGGCAGUGUUGGACAGUGCAGGGACUGUGGGGCUGAUCAGGUGUUCACCGCUGCACCACUGCCCCACCCCGGGGCAGGAGGACGACGGUGAGGGACAGGAGGAGGAGGAGGACGUCUGCAGGUGUGAGGAGACCCGGGCCGACGCAGAUGAACGUCUCCAGACCAGUCCUUAGGAGAGGAGACGCACGGCCACGUCCUCAGCUGUAAAUCACUUUUUAUUGGAUUCUUUUCACCUCGACACAAAAGAAAGAACUCUCCCUCGUCAUCCUGUCCGUCGGCCUCCGAGGAAAAAACAACAAAAAAAAAACAGCCUUGAGGAUCCUCGACGUUUCCUGUGAGAUCAAAAAGGAAAGAAAACACAAGUGACCUUGACCUUUGACCUUUGACUGAUGACCUGUGAGGUAGAACUCACCU